AUGGCCCUCUCAUGCAAAUUAGCACAUUGCAUCGCACCUCCUCCUGAUAUGACAACAACUGGCGUGAACCGUACGUGGAAUGGAUCAACUACAAUUGGAACCACCGUCGCUUACACAUGCCCACAAAAUCAGGCAUUCAAUGUCUCUGAAUCAAUUCUCAGUGCAACUGGUUUGACUUACCACAAAAACGGUAGUGACAUCAUGGAAGUCAAUAUCACCUGCCUGGACAAUGGAACAUGGAGUAACAUCGGCAUUCCCAUGGCUUGCAAGUUCACACGUUGCAUCGCUGCUCCUCCAGACAUGACUACUGUUGGUGUGAACCGACCACCAGACGUUCCUCGCAAUGGAGGACAACGUGAAUGGAAUAAUGAUACUGACGUUGGUACGGUCAUCUCAUACAAAUGCCCAGAGCGUAUCGGAUUCGAUGUUGAUACCAAAUACUUGACGCAACAUGGCUUCCAAUACGAUGUGAACAGUGAUGGAAAUGUAAUUUCCAUUGAUGUGAUGUGUCUGUCAGAUGGACAAUGGCAGGGGUUUAAUUUUUCUUGUCUUGAGACCUUAUGUCGUCAAGAUCCUCCGGCUCCUGCAAAUGGAGGAACGAGAGUCUGGGAUGGAAACAGGAAACAAGGAACUAUCGUUUCCUAUUCCUGUCCCGAUUUGCAAGCCUUCGACCUUAGUGAGGACUACUUGAAUCAGAAGUCAAUCAAGUAUAUAAAGGCUAACGAGACGAUUGUAGAGUUGCAAAUCACUUGUGACGGUUUUGGAGCGUGGCAAGUGGUGGACCUCUCCUGCAAGCCUACUUAUUGUACCGGGCAGCCUCCCAAUGCUCCGCUAGGUGGAAGUCGUAUAGAAUCCUUGACGCCAAAAGUUGGGUCGGCGGUAUCCUAUCGCUGUCCGAAGAACAUGGCAUUCACCACCAAUAAAGAGACACUUAAUUCUUCCGGGAUCAUUUACACGGAGACGGACGGUUACGUGGUAGAGAUCCAGUUGAAAUGCACGAAAUCUGGAGCAUGGGAAACCGUGGACAUGACCUGCAGGUGGAAUAUAUGCGUUGACGACCCAUCUCAAGCUCCUCCCGGGGGAUCCAGGCAAUGGAAUGGAAGCAAGAAAGUCGGUGAUGUUGCCAAUUUCUCUUGUCCUGAGAAUCACGCUUUCACUGCAGAUACGGGAUACUUGGCCAACAUGGGGAUACCCUAUGAGGAGAGUGACGGAGAUGUGGUACUCAUUCAGUUCCAAUGUGGGUCUGAUGGUCGGUGGAAGGAGACGCCAUUAUCGUGCAAAUGGACUCAAUGCAACAACGAUCCACCACCUCCACCCACAGGAGGGAGCAGGAACUGGCCUGGAUCAAAGAAAGUUGGCACGGAAGCUACGUACACUUGUCCUCAGGCUUACUUGUUCAGGAACAGUCAGAGUGGAUUAGUGGAAGCUGUGACAAAGAAAUGUCAACCAGAUGGAAGUUGGGAACCUCUAGAUGAAUCUUGUAUAUUGAAAUGUCCGGUGGAUCCUCCCCCGCCUCUCCCAGGAGGUCGUAUGGAAUAUGACGAAUCUGGGAAUGCAGUCUAUACCUGUCCUGACGAUAUGGGGUAUCCCGAUGGAAAAAAGAAUCAUAUCCUGACAUGCUCACAGAACACCUUGAAAUGGGAAGGAGACGAUUAUAGGAGCUGCAUCUGGUUGGUGUGUCGAGAAGAUCCCCCGGAGACACCACUUGGGGGUUCUCGAAUUUGGUCAGGGGAUCAAACAUUGGGAACUGAAAUCUUAUUUGAAUGCCCAAAUGAUUGGAGGAAGGCAAGAGUGACGUGCAGCCCAGCCGGUAACUGGACAGAGCUUAACCUCGCCUGCAGUUCUUCCGUUAGCUUCCCUGAGGAAAAGUGA
This is a messenger RNA of Darwinula stevensoni, 1872 nucleotides long. NCBI's taxonomy places the organism in Eukaryota, Metazoa, Arthropoda, Ostracoda, Podocopida, Darwinulidae. The record is from the annotation of a GenBank genome assembly.